UAUAAUGUACAAAAAAUCUAAAGUUUUUUUUUGUUAAAUUAUAAUUGCCUGAAAAAUAUUGUUGUCUUCUGUUUAGUUCUGGCUUGUUGCAGGUGUAUCAAAUCUCUUAUUCUUGCCAUCAAGGACCAGGGUAUGAAUCUUCUUAUUGAUAAUCCUGGGAGACUACCAGCUUACAACUCAACUGCAGAAUCAGAACUAGGGCCAGUGGACAGAAGGGAUAGAAGAUUGUUCCCUAGAGAACCCCUCUCCACACUCAGCUGUGAUCAUUUAGAAAAUCGUCGUGGUCUGCAUUACAUUCCACCCAACACUCCAGAUACCUUUCCCAGUACAGAGCUCAACCCUGAGAAUAGGUUGGCUGUUCAACCCAUACCAGGAUAUUUACCAAACCUCACUAUCAGUAACCCUGAUGAGAUUAAUACACCUAUAUAUGAACCACCUCCGGGAUACACUACCCUAGAGAAAGAUUUGGUCGAGGAAAAUCCACCCUCGUAUGAAAGCCUUUAUCCAUCUCAAACAGAAGUUUCAUCUGAUUCCCUUGAUUCCUCUCAGACUGGAGUUCCAUCUUAUUCCCUUGGUUCUUAUCAGACUGGAGCUCUAACUGGAACCCUUUAUCCAUCUCAGACUGUUCCAUCUGAAAGCCAUUAUUCCUCUCAACCGGGAGCGUCGCCUGUUUAACAAUCAUGUAAUCUAAAGUCUUAAAAGUCAUUCAAUCAAUUUUGAACCAAUCUUGCCAUUUGUGUUUCUUAAGACUCAGAAAAAAAGAUAAUUAAUUUAGUAAUAAUUAUUUCCCAAAUCCAA
This is a messenger RNA of Eurytemora carolleeae, 798 nucleotides long. RefSeq lists its product as uncharacterized. NCBI's taxonomy places the organism in Eukaryota, Metazoa, Arthropoda, Copepoda, Calanoida, Temoridae. Bases 133 to 675 code for a protein of 180 amino acids. The record is from RefSeq and is a predicted model, not a curated record. The transcript has 4 exons.